AUGGAUUUGGGAUAUACUGGUUCUCACCACAUCUGGACUAGUCGUUUAAAUGGUCAAGGACCUAAGAGAGCUAGGUUAGAUCUAGAGUUACAUAACUCAAAUUGGAUUAGGUAUUUUCCUGAAUCAAGAGUUAAACAUUUACCUUUUUUAGGUUCAGAUCACUUCCCCAUUCUUCUGUGUAGUGAGCCAGAAUUGGUGAAGCCAAGAAAUGUUUGGAAAUUCUACAGAUGUUGGUUGAAAGAUCCAAAUUGUUCAGCCAUCAUUGCUGAGGUUUGGAACUCUUCGGCUAAUGCUGGGAAUAUAUCUCAAAAACUUGGUUUCGCAAGGCGUAAACUCUCAAAAUGGAACAUAGAUCAUUUUGGUCGAAUUGAUUUUCAUAUAAGGCAUCUUAGGGAGCAACUGUCCACUUUGCAAUCACAACCAUAUUCUGAUGAUAUCUCUUGCAAGAUAAACGUCGCUAUACAGAGGUUGAAUUAUUGGAAAAAAGUGGAAGCUGACUUUUGGCACCAAAAAUCGGGAGAUAGAUGGUUGAAGGACUCAGGGAAAAAUGGGUUUCAAGCGGGAUUCUUUUUAACACAAUGGUCAACUGUAGGAAAUGAUGUUGUCAACUUAGUUCAACAGUUCUUUGAGAGGAAGAUAAUGCCACCCUCUUUAAACCACAGAGUCACUUGUCUGAUUCCUAAAGCUAGACAACCUUCGACACCAAAUGACUAUAGGCCAAUUAGUCUUUGCAACAUUAUCUACAAGAUAAUCUCUAAGCUAAUAGUUAUAAGAAUGAAGCCCCUCAUGGAUAGGAUAAUCUCUCCUACACAAGCAGCAUAUGUUCCACAAAGACUCACUAAUGAUAAUAUUGUUAUGGCACAUGAGUUGGUGCAUUCGAUGAAAAAGUCAAGGAAAAAGCAAGAUGAUGUUAUGCUGUUCUUUCAAGCAGAUCAGGGAAGCAUAGAGCAGGUUAAAUUGUGUCUUCAAAAUUUUGGUAACUUAUCAGGUCAGAUGAUCAACUUUUCUAAAUCAUCGGCUUUUAUAGCAGGGGAACUUUGUCAGAGUGAUAAACUUGUUAUUAUAGACCAAUUGGGAGUUAAAAAACUCUGUGCUUAUGAUAAGUACCUAGGAUUACCUAUUCUUCUAGGUAAAUCCAAAAACCAAUCUUUUAGCUCAAUUAAAGAUGCUUAUGAAAAUAGAUUACAAGGAUGGUGUUCAAAGACUUUAAACCAAGCUGCAAGAUCAACUUUGGUUAAGUCAGUGCUGAACUCAAUCCCCUCUCAUUACAUGAGCAACUUUAAGCUUCCAAAUAAUUUAAUUAAGCAGUUGGAUUCAGUUCAGAGAAAAUUCUGGUGGGGUCAUAAAUCAAAUAGAGGAUUAAAUUUAUUAGCAUGGAAUUCACUAUGUGUCUCAAAGGAUGAAGGGGGACUGGCGUUUAGAAAUAUUGAGAAAUUUAACCUAGCAUUAAUUACUAAACUAGCUUGGAGAUUAUGUAAUGAAGAACAUACAAACUGGGUUAAUAUCAUGAAAGCAAAGUAUUCACCAUACUGUAGUUUUAUACAUCUUCAAGACUCUCCGUCUAACUCUUCUUGGAUUUUGAAGAGCAUAGAAGUAGGUCUACAAUAUGUAAAGCAGUUUCACAAGUGGGAUGUUAGAAGUGGUGAAAAUAUAUUGGUUUGGUAUGAUAAAUGGGUAGCUGGUUUAAAUAGUCCCCAUAUACCUCGUGAUACAUUCCAUGAGCCUGCUCGCAUAGUGUAUGUUUCUGAUUUAAUGUUGAAUAACCCUGGAAGAUGGAAUGAACAACUAGUUUGGUCACUAUUCCCUGAUCAGAUUGCCCAAUUGAUUCUGAAAAUGCAACUAGUUAAACAGGGGACUGAUAAACUUGUAUGGGAGCCGAAUAGAACUGGAAAAGUUUCAGUUAAAACAGUGUAUAAAGCUAUAACACAAGAGAACCAAAACAAUAGAAGUAUACAACCCAUUAACUGGAAGAAACUAUGA
This is a messenger RNA of Papaver somniferum (opium poppy), 1980 nucleotides long. RefSeq lists its product as uncharacterized. The record is from RefSeq and is a predicted model, not a curated record. Lineage: Eukaryota; Viridiplantae; Streptophyta; Magnoliopsida; Ranunculales; Papaveraceae. The coding region runs from base 1 to 1980 and encodes 659 amino acids. The transcript is spliced from 3 exons.